AUGACGACUUUGGCAUCUCAACCACAAACCUCGGCCUUCCGUCCGACCACCAUACAGGAUGGCCAGUCUGUCGCCCUGUUCCGUUCUGCUGGUGACGCCGCUCCUCCCCAGCUAAAGAGGUCCUUUGGCUCGUUAGACAGUGUAAUCGACGACCACCUCUCGCCCGUAUCAGCAGCAUCUCCAGAGGAAGCACCACCCGGCAAGAUGGCCAUCCCUCGAGCCGUGAAGCGUCCCUGCGACGACUCGACUGUCGCCAAUGGUCCACUCAGCAGAGAAAUCACCCUCAAGCCUCGACCAAAACCCGGUCGCAAGCCCAUGGCCGAUCAGAACGACUCGUCGGACAAGCGGAAGACACAGAACAGAAUUGCACAACGCCACUUCCGCGACCGUCGUGCUCAAAAGUGCAACGAUCUCGAGAUCGAGAAUACACAGUUGAAGGAAACCCAUCGUGUUGAGAUGUCCUCGUUGCGGGAACAGCUCAUGCAACGUGAUGCACACAUUGCAGCUCUCUUGGCGGAGAAGGUCGAUGCCGUUGCUGAGAGGGCCCGCGUCGACUCAGAGUGUAAUCAACUCAGAGAACGUAAUGCCGUGCUGCAGAAGGAAAUUGAUGCCGCCAAGCUCCAUCAUGCUAAUGCUCAUGCUUCCCAUCCUCAGCGUUCCGGGCUUGCAUCAAACUUUGUGUCAUCAGUCCAUCAAAUACUCACACCUCCAUCCGACAACGACCCCCACGAUGAGUAUGAAGUAGACUUCACAAACAUCUACGCAACCCGCAAACCAUCCGCCUUCGCCUCCGGCCUCGGCACAGACGAACACUGCGGUUUCUGCAGCGACGUCGAGAACUGCAUCUGUCGCCAACAGGAAGAGCUCAACAACAAGAGCCUUCCUAGCCUUCCUCCCAUUGAUUCAUCACGCGCCGUCACUCAAGUCAAACCUCAUUCUGAUGUCACCACCCCUAGUUUCCUUGAAGCGCGCACCGAGGCUUCAGGACCAGGUACUUGCGACAUGUGUCUCGCUGACCCCGAGAAAGCCCGCCAAUGCCGCGAACUCGCCGAAGUCGCCUUCAAAGAACAAGAGGCUUCUUCCUCUUCUGCCCCUGCAGAUGCAUCCCCCUCAAAGGGCGUUGGUACAGUAACCCUCCGCCGCCUCAAACAACUCAACACUGCGAAACCUUCCUCUCAGCAGCAGCGAACUUCCUGCAGCGACUUCUUCCAACAAGCUCAACAGAGGAAUGUCAGAUUGAGGCGCGACGACUAUCAGCAAAUCAAACAUGUGUAUAGGUUUGAGGGCAGAUCUGAGCAUUCGCCUUAUAUGGAGAUGGAUACGCAGGAUGCCGCUCAUGCUUUGGCUGCGCUGAGCAGACAGGAUACCAGGUCUGGGAUGGAUCGCCAAGCUUAA
Molecule: messenger RNA, 1395 nt
Organism: Aureobasidium namibiae CBS 147.97
Lineage: Eukaryota; Fungi; Ascomycota; Dothideomycetes; Dothideales; Saccotheciaceae
Exons: 4
Coding region: 1-1395 (464 amino acids)
Cellular component (GO): RNA polymerase II transcription regulator complex
Molecular function (GO): DNA-binding transcription activator activity, RNA polymerase II-specific; transcription cis-regulatory region binding
Source: RefSeq, a predicted model, not a curated record